Messenger RNA from Fusarium coffeatum, 1416 nucleotides. RefSeq lists its product as uncharacterized. Gene Ontology annotation, biological process: regulation of DNA-templated transcription. NCBI's taxonomy places the organism in Eukaryota, Fungi, Ascomycota, Sordariomycetes, Hypocreales, Nectriaceae. The transcript has 5 exons. The coding region runs from base 1 to 1416 and encodes 471 amino acids. The record is from RefSeq and is a predicted model, not a curated record. Gene Ontology annotation, molecular function: DNA-binding transcription factor activity, RNA polymerase II-specific; zinc ion binding.
AUGGUCUUUCCAGGCACAUUGAGUCGCGGCUGUACCCGCUGCAGAAAGAGAAGAGUCAAGUGUGAUGGAAGACGCCCGGGAUGUGAACGAUGCGAGAAAUACAAGGCUCCUUGUCCUGGUUAUGACCGCCCAUUGGCCGUGCGGUACUACGGGAAACCUGGUGAGACACUGGAGCGCGAGAAGCCCAAGGACUCAAGUACAUCGAGUGGCGCAGAGUACAAGGAAGGCGGCCCUGUUGGGGGGAUGGUUGUUCGGUUUCAGACUCCAGAGUUGAUUGCGCCCGUGCUUCGCCAACCGCAGCCGUCCCUCGAAGAGGAAUCUCUGACCUUCUUUCUCCAUGAAUACUGUGUGUACCCUUCCCCAGGGGUCUUGCGAGGUCAUUUCGACUUCCUGGAGGGAAUGUACAGGAAUUCCGACCCCAAGAAGUACUAUGGAGCAGCGUUGCAUUCAGUCAAUAGAGACCUCAGUGUCUCCAACAGAGCAAGUCUCAAGGAAGAGACACUGACAUCUCUCAUGCUGUUGGGAAUUAUUGAGGACCUUGAGUGCCAAGGCCAGGAUAUCAAGACCGUGCAUAUGCACGGCAUAGCUAUGCUAUUCGAACGGGUCGGGCAGAAAGUCCUAGCCGACGUUUCGUCCUCGUUGUAUGCUCUGAUCUUUGUCCACUUGCAAGUCCCAUCGCUUAUGUCCAAGAAGCCUAUGAAAUGUCUGGACAUUCCCGAAGCCAAGAGGGAUACGUCAAACCCUGUACUGCACCUAGCUAUGGUCGUUGCCCACUGUGCCGACUUUUACAGGGCAGCCCGGCAAAUCACGACUUCAAACGCGCCACCAGCCGCGCAGAAAGUUAUGCUUGUAAAAGUCCUCCAGCAAGCCUUGAAAAUUGCGCAGGGACUCGCUGCAGCCGAGGCGGAGACCAUGCCUCCACAGCAAACCACUGAAAAACGCCCAGAAGGUCAAACUAUCGCUGCGUUCGAUUCGCAGUGGACAGCUGCCACGUGGUCUUUCUUUUCCUCGUGCAUGAUUGUCUUUUUUACAAUGGUUCAUAAAUGCUCCGUUUUAUUACUUGGACUCGGCCCGCUGGAACCUCAGGAAAAACAACUGGCUGAGACUACGGCUGGCAUUUCCGAUAUGGCGCUCAAGAAGACAAUUCUCGUGUUCUGUAAGGCGUUGCCCUAUGUUUUUGGCGAAGUUGAUGCGAAAGGACAACCUCGUAAGGUACCGCGACGACAGACUGCUGUUAUGUAUCAUAUGGUCUGGCCACUAUCGGUUGCUAUUGCAAGCACGCAUAGCACCCCUCAGCAAGUGGCGGUUUGUCAAACGAGGCUUGAUAUGAUUCGAGAUAUAUACGGUGUGAAGCUUGCAUGGUAUUCCGUCGGCCUGGCACGAGAUGUAUUGGGAUUUAAUGACGUGGACGUAUAG